AUGGCUUCAAUUGACCUUGAAGAAGCUUACCUGUUAGUAAGUAUUCAUCCUAGUCACAGGAAAUUUCUUCGCUUCCAGUGGCGGGGAUCUACUUUUGAAUUUGCAGCACUCCCCUUCGGCCUAGCUACGGCUCCAUUUAUAUUUACCAAGAUCCUUCGGCCAGUUCUAAGGUCGCUACGAGAGAAAGGAUUCGAGAGCGUAGUCUACCUCGACGAUUUCCUGCUAUUUUCGCCUUUUAAACAGGCAUGUUACAAGAACAUCCAAAUGCACGUGGAUACACUAACGGAACUGGGAUUUGUAGUUAAUUUUGAAAAAUCAGAACUAAUUCCAGAUGUUCGUAGGAAAUACCUCGGUCUCAUGUUCGACUCGGUGCGACAAUCGGUGUCCAUUCCAGAAUCCCGGCGUAAAAGUCUUCUUGCGAAGCUUAUCAAUAUGGAGAAAAAACCCUCUUGUACAAUUAGAGAUUUUGCCAGCUUGAUCGGCUCACUAAUAUCUGUGUGCCCGGCGGUGCAGUAUGGCCUCUUGUAUACGAAAACCCUUGAGAGGGAGAAAUUCCACGCCCUGUUACGCUCGAAUUCCGACUUCUCGGCCAAGAUGUGCCUGCCAUCGUCCCUCCGAAGCGAUUUUCUCUGGUGGCAUAGAAUCUUAUCCGAUCCGGAACAAUUGAAUACAAUCCGCUCAGGCCAAUUCACACUCGAAUUAUUUUCAGAUGCCUCUCUAAACGGUUGGGGAGCGGCCAGUGGUAUGCAGCGUUCACAUGGUUGGUGGACGACAGAGGAGAGAGCCCUUCACAUUAACGCCCUGGAACUGAAGGCGGCCUUUAUCGGUUUGAAGUGCUUUGCCGCGGAUCUGAGAGACGCAAACGUCUUACUUCGCAUUGAUAAUACGACGGCGAUCUCAUACAUCAAUCGCUAUGGGUCGGUCAAAUUUCCUCAUCUCACAGCUUUGGCCAAGGAGAUCUGGCAGUGGUGCGAAAGCAGGAAUUUAUUUUUGUUCGCGUCUUACAUUUCCUCGGCGGACAACUUCAUAGCCGACGAAGAAUCUCGACGCACGGAUGUUGAUACAGAAUGGUCUCUGUCUGCCUCCGCUUUCGACGUCAUCCGCCAAAGAUUUGGCCAAUUUGAGAUCGACCUAUUCGCUUCUAUCCUGAACGCGAAGUGUGAACGUUAUUUAUCUUGGUUCCCGGACCCUGGCGCUUGGGCGGUCGAUGCCUUUACCAUCACCUGGAAUUCGGUCUUUUUCUACGCUUUCCCGCCUUUUAUUCUGAUCACUCGAGUCUUGCGGAAAAUCGUAGAUGAAUCUGCAGAGGGAGUUGGAUCAUCACCCGGCCCAUCGAACACUUUCCUUGGCAGCCGGACUCUUAUCAGGAGAUUUUUCGAAACUCGGGGGGUCCCGGACUCCGCCCUAGAUACCUGCUUGGCUUCUCUAGCCCCGUCAACAAUCCAACAAUAUACCAGGCCCCUACGCGACUGGUGGAAUUUCUGCCAGAAUCGCCAGCUCUCGCCUUUUACUCCCACAGCGGGAGUAGCCUUGGAAUUCCUCGCCUUGGCUUUGGAGUCGGCCGGUUCCUAUUCAUCAAUCAACACAACCAGAUCAGCCAUCUCAUUGAUCUCGCCAAAUUCAGUCGGCGAAGACCCUCUUAUUAAACGUUUCUGCAAAGGAGUAAGCGUUAUCAAGCCUCAGCGUCCAAGAUACGAUUACGUCUGGGAUCCCGCUCCCGUAAUCAAGAAAUUAGCCUCGGAAUUUCCUCAUCAGAAUCUCCCCUUGGAUAGGCUUACCAGAAAGCUCGUAAUGCUUCUCGCAUUAAGCACAGGACAGCGCUGCCAAACUCUCGCAGCAAUAAAGAUUUCACAAAUUACUUUUGAAGAAAAUCGGGCACUCAUUCGGAUUCCUGACAAAUUAAAAACUUCCGCGCCGGGAAGGCCUCAGCCGCUUCUGUCCAUACCUAAAUUUGGAAAUCACGAGGAACUUUGCGUCGUAGGCUUACUGUCUAUAUACACCGAGAAGACCAAGGACAUCCGCCCACCUACAUGUGAUUCCCUGCUGAUCGCACUGAAACAACCGCACGAAGCAGUGGGCGCUCCAACAGUCAGCCGUUGGCUUAGAACUACACUGUCCGAAUGCGGAGUAAGCGACGCCUUUUCGGCUCAUAGUACACAACAUGCAGCGACCUCUAAAGCUGCAAACAAGGGAGUUCCACUGGAGCUGAUCAAGAAGGCAGCAGGCUGGUCAGGGGAAUCGCGACCAUUGCGUAUUCUUCCUGCCCGAGUCUUCGGAAGACCCGGAUUGCAAAUCGUCCUCUGA
Molecule: messenger RNA, 2304 nt
Organism: Trachymyrmex cornetzi
Lineage: Eukaryota; Metazoa; Arthropoda; Insecta; Hymenoptera; Formicidae
Exons: 3
Coding region: 1-2304 (767 amino acids)
Biological process (GO): DNA integration; DNA recombination
Molecular function (GO): DNA binding
Source: RefSeq, a predicted model, not a curated record